AUGCGGACGCCGCCUGGGGCUGCUUCGCUGCUGCUCUUGGUCCUCGUGGUCCGCCCCUGGCGGAGCAGAGGACUGAAGUGCGGAAUUCGUGCAGUUGAUUUGAAAAGUACGGAAACUAUCUUGGAAUCGGAGUUCUUUUCUAGAAUUAGUAGCUGGGGAAAUUCAACAGUUGGUGGACACCCGUGGCAGGUCUCCCUGAAAUUAGGUAGGCACCACUUCUGUGGAGGAAGCUUGAUUCAAGAUGAUCUGGUGGUUACAGCAGCAAACUGCCUGGCUAGCCUCGAUGAGAAGCAAAUUAAGCAUCUGACUGUGACUGCUGGGGAGUAUAACCUCUUUCAGAAGGAUAAGGAGGAACAGAAAAUUCCUGUCUCAGAAAUUAUUAUCCAUCCUAAAUACAACAGACUUGGAUAUAUGAGUUUUGAUAUUGCACUGCUAUAUCUAAAACACAAAGCCAACUUUGGAACUACUGUUCAGCCGAUCUCUAUUCCCCAUAGAGGUGAUAAAUUUGAAGAAGGGAUUUUUUGCAUGGGCAGUGAAUGGGGCAAGAUCUCAGAGACAGCAGAAUAUUCAAAUGUCCUACAGGAAGUGGAACUUCCCAUCAUGGAUGACAGAACAUGUAAAACUAUGCUCAAGGGUAUGAACCUUCCUCCCCUGGGAAGGACCAUGUUGUGUGCCGGUUUUCCUGAUGGGGAAAAGGAUGCCUGCCAGGGGGACUCUGGAGGUCCACUUGUUUGUAGAAGAGGUGAUGGAAGCUGGGUUCUUGCUGGGAUAACUUCCUGGGGAGCUGCUUGUGCUAGAGGUUGGAAUCGUUUCAGAAAUAACCAUAGAAGGGCAUCACUUGGCAUUUUUUCCAAGGUGUUUGAGUUAAUGGAUUUCAUCACUCAGACAAUGACAGACCAUAGAACAGGCGAGCAAGAGCUGAAAGACCAGCUCCUGCAGCAAUCCAGCUUAUGUAUCUGGAAAAUAAUGGUACCAGAAAAUAAAAUUAUCCUAAUAAAAUUUACAAGCUUAGACAUAGAAAAUCAAGUUGAAUGUGACCAUGACUGUGUAUCUUUACAAUCAAGCAGUGGAGUGCUUAUUAGUAAGGUCUGUGGAAAUAUAUUGCCCUCACCAUUGCUGACAGAGACCAAUGAGGCCACAGUUACCUUUGUUUCUGAUACAGACAACCGUGGCAGCAGCUUUGAGCUUACCUUUACUGCUAUACGGAAUAACUCAGAAGCAGGUUCAGGAUGUGGGAGUGGGGCUGUGCUGGUGGUGGAAGGGAUGAUUCACUCUGCCGGCUAUCCUCACCUGUAUCCCAGGAAUGUAGGGUGUCACUGGUUGAUUCAUGCUCCAGAGAAACACAUUAUAAAAUUGACAUUUGAAGACCUUAGAUUUAAGCAAAACUGUACUCAUGCUGUUAUGAUUUAUGGUGAUCCUGAAGAGGAACAUGGGUUGGCCAAGCUUUGUGAAAUCUUGAACGCUACUCGGGUAUUCAGUCCUGGUAAUAUGAUGGUGAUUCAUUUUAAAACUGAUGGUGAAAAGAAUUUCCAACGCUUCAAGGCUAGGUUCAGCGUUUUACCCUCAGGUAGCAAAGUUAAAAUGCAGAUUCCUGGGCCCACCCCCAAAGAUUUUGAUUCUGUAGAUGUGGAAUGGGGCCCUGGAACCUGUGCUUUAGGAAGUACUUCAGAUGAUGCCAAGAAACUAUGUCCACUAGAUGAUCAAAAAAGAUUCCAAGCACCUUAUAUGAAAAACUCUUUAAACAAGAUUGGAUCAACAUCAUCUUCCAAAACCAAUGCUGUAUCUCCUACAAAAGAUAUUCCGUAUGGUGUCUGUGGCAUCCCUCCAUUUAGUCCCCAGUGGCUUUCCAGGAGAAUUGCAGGAGGGGAAGAAGCCUGCCCCCACUGCUGGCCAUGGCAGGUGGGUUUGAGGUUUCUAGGCAAUCACCAGUGUGGAGGUGCCAUCAUCAGCUCUAUUUGGAUUCUGACUGCAGCCCAUUGUGUGCAAUCGAAAAAUAAUCCACUCUUGUGGACCAUUGUUGCUGGAGACCAUGACAGAACCUUGAAGGAACCAACUGAGCAGGUGAGAAGGGCAGAACACAUUGUGGUGCACGAAGACUUUGACAGACUGACCUUUGACUCUGACAUCGCCCUAAUACAGCUGAGCUCUGCUCUGGAGUUCAACUCAGUGGUGAGGCCAGUGUGUCUCCCGCACAGCACGGAGCCUCUGUUUUCCUCUGAGAUCUGUGUUGUGACUGGAUGGGGAAGUGUUAGUGAAGAUGGUGGCCUAGCGAGUCGCUUACAGCAGAUUCAAGUGCUCGUGUUAGAAAGAGAGGUCUGCGAACGCACUUACUAUUCUGCCCAUCCAGGAGGGAUUACAGAGAAGAUGAUCUGUGCUGGCUUUGCAGCAUCUGGAGGGAGAGAUGUGGGUCAGGGAGAUUCUGGUGGGCCAUUAGUAUGUAAACAUGAAAAAGCUCCCUUUGUCCUCUAUGGCAUUGUCAGCUGGGGAGCCAGCUGUCCCCAGCCAAGGAAGCCAGGCGUAUUUGCCAGGGUGAGUGUCUUCUUGGACUGGAUUCAAUCCAGAGUCAAAGGUCCUGUUUUACUUCAGAUAAAUAAAGAAAGCAAAAUCUUAACAAGACAACAAUUGCCACCACCCACACCUUCAAGAGACAGUGCAUCUGGGCCAGACUGUUACUCUGAAGUGGAGCUGGAAGAGCCCAGAGGCUUUUUUUCCUCUCCAAGAUAUCCACUGGAUUAUAGAGGAAAACUGGAAUGUUCUUGGGUGCUCAGAGUUUCACCAAGCAGUAUGGCAAAAUUUACGGUUGAGUAUCUGUCACUCCCCGGGUCUCAUGUGUGUCGCGAUUCAGUUCUGACUAUUUAUGAAGAAAACCACAAUGAGAGAAGGAUGUCAGGUGAAUUAUGUGGGAGAAGGCUUUACCCAAUGAUUUUCAUGAGCUCUGGACCACUGGUGAGGGUGACAUUUCAUUCCCGUGUGCAAGGUGCUUUUGGCAUAAAUUAUAUUGUUUUUAGAGUCCAAGGUCCAAAGAGCAGUAAAACUACCAAAUUUCUUCAGAGUUCAAACCAAGAGCAUGUGACCACUUGUGACGAUGUUAUUCUUACCAAACCAACAGGAAUCAUACAAAUCCCAAGAUAUUUUCACAGAACCACUAUGAGCUGCCACUGGAGAUUAUUGGCCCCUUCAAAUCACAUCAUUCGCCUUGAUACUGUCAACUUCCAGAUGCAACCAAUGCCCUCGGCCUGUCAGGGUCACCUGUGGGUUUACGAAGGAUUUGGAUCAGGCAAAAAAUUAAUAGGAAAUCUAUGUGAAGGAGAUUCACCUUCAUUAAAAUCUCAUGGUCCUCUUAUGAUGUUGAUUUUCACAUACAAUUCUGAUAAUGUGAGAAAUGUUGUAUGGAGAACACAAAGAAGAUUUGCAUCAAGUUCAAAUUAUGUAAGUGAAAAUUCUGUGAAAGGAAAAAUUAAUGGUAAAGAGGAUAAAGGAGGAUGUCCAGUAUUGGAUUUGAUUCCAGUUAGUUCUACUGAGAUCACAUCUCCCAAUUACCCUAACAUUUAUCCUAACAUGCUGAACUGCACUUGGACUUUUUAUUCUAUGUCAGGAAAUAAAAUGAAAGCAGUGAUUAAAGGCUUUAUAACAGAAGAAUCUUGGAACUGUGAAUGGGAUUACUUUAAUAUUUAUGACGGACCAGAUCAGCAAUCAAGAUUACUUGGGCUAACAGUAGAAAACAAUACCAGAAGACAGCCAGCCCAAGACAAAUGUGGAAUUCCUGUUGUUGACCCAUUUCUCAUGGAAGGAUCUGAGAGGAAUACAAACGUGUUGCCAGCCAAGCUUGGGAAGCCCAGGGUGGUUGGUGGCCAUGCCGCCCCUGCGAUGUCGUGGCCCUGGCUGGUCAGUCUGCAGUACCAAGGACAGCAUUACUGUGGAGAAGAUGAAUUUCCUAAAACUGUGCAGCAGGCAAAGGUACCACUGAUUAGUAGUACAUCUUGUCGAAGCUACUGGGGACUGGAUAUUAAAAACACCAAUAUAUGCGGAGGGGCUGCAGGAUCAUCGUCCUGUAUGGUAAUGAAGGCCUGCAUUGAUGAGGGCAGGAGUUUUCUUCUCAGUGUGUCUCAUGAAUGGGUGUUUGCUGACCAUAAAAAGCCUCGCCUUGAAAAUGUAGAUUUUGAUCUGAUUCAGAGAUCUAUAACAUCAGCCAUCUACCUCAGUGGUUGUAGUUCCCUAUGCUGUUAUGAGCAGAAAUCAGGGAUGAGAGUGACUUACAUACUGUCGGAUCAUCUCCUGCAGUUGUGGGGAGAUUCUGGAGGACCACUGCAGUGUGCCCAGGACGGGCAGUACAAGCUCAUCGGUAUUGUGAGCUGGGGCAGCAGUAAUUGCCAUCCUGCCGCACCAACGGUCUUCACCAGAAUUUCUGCUUAUAGAGACUGGAUCACAUCUGUCACUGGAGGAGAAGCAUGA
Messenger RNA from Lipotes vexillifer (Yangtze River dolphin), 4452 nucleotides. RefSeq names its product ovochymase 1 (gene OVCH1). Gene Ontology annotation, biological process: proteolysis. Gene Ontology annotation, molecular function: serine-type endopeptidase activity. NCBI's taxonomy places the organism in Eukaryota, Metazoa, Chordata, Mammalia, Artiodactyla, Lipotidae. The record is from RefSeq and is a predicted model, not a curated record.